This is a messenger RNA of Helianthus annuus (common sunflower), 4186 nucleotides long. RefSeq names its product leucine-rich repeat receptor protein kinase EMS1. The coding region runs from base 144 to 4052 and encodes 1302 amino acids. Gene Ontology annotation, molecular function: ATP binding; protein binding; protein kinase activity. Gene Ontology annotation, biological process: protein phosphorylation. The record is from RefSeq and is a predicted model, not a curated record. The transcript has a single exon. Lineage: Eukaryota; Viridiplantae; Streptophyta; Magnoliopsida; Asterales; Asteraceae.
CCUAUUAUCCACCAGCAAAACGACACCGUUCCCCUCAAAAAAGCACUCGAAGAAUCUCUGUGCACUAUACCGUACACAAAACCCUCUUUUCAUUUUUCAAUAAACCCCACAAUCAUCUUCUUCUUCUACACCUAAUCACCACCAUGGCCACCACCACAACAAUAAUAAUAUUCAUCUUCACAAUCUUCUUCUUCACCUCUAACCCCACCAUUGCAGAACAACAGAGCACCACACUCACAGACAAACAAACCUUAAUCUCCUUCAAAAACUCCUUUCAAAACCCACAAAUUCUCCACUCAUGGAACCCAAACACCCACCAUUGUCAAUGGCUAGGUAUUUCUUGCCACAACAAUCAAAUCACCAAGCUUAUUCUCCCACACUUCUCACUCAAAGGCUCUCUUCCAAACACUCUGUUUUCACUUUCUCAACUAACUGUUCUCGAUCUCUCUUCCAAUCACCUCUCCGGUGAACUUUCCGCCAACAUUUCACAUCUCCGCCGGUUAGAACAACUCAAUCUGGGACAAAACCAGUUUUCCGGCAAGAUUCCGGUUGAAAUUGGGGAGCUUACUCUGCUCCGGACUCUUGAGCUCGGACCCAAUUUAUUCUCCGGUGAAAUCCCUAAACAGAUUGGGAAUUUGGUCAACAUUGAGUCUCUUGAUCUGUCUUCAAACUCACUCACCGGAAUUAUCCCGCCGGAGAUCGGAAAGUUGAAAAAACUCCGGUCACUUGGGCUUGGUAAUAACUUUUUAUCCGGUACUCUGUUUUCUGCUCUGUUUUUGAAUCUUAAAGGUUUGGUGUUUUUGGAUGUUGCUAAUAAUACUCUCACCGGUAACAUUCCACCAGAGAUUGGAAAUUUGGUAAAUUUGACUGAUCUUUUUAUUGGGAUUAACCGGUUUUCGGGUUUAAUUCCGCCGGAGAUUGGGAAUUUAUCGAAUUUACAGAACUUUUACGCUCCGGCUUGUUCGAUUAAUGGACCGUUGCCGGAAACAAUGGGGAAACUUGCAGCAUUGUCUAAGCUUGAUCUUUCUUAUAACCCAUUGAAGUGUUCUGUUCCAAAGUUUAUUGGAAAGCUACAAAAUUUAACAAUUUUGAACCUUGUGUACUCGGAACUCAACGGUUCGAUACCUCGAGAGCUUGGGAGAUGUCGGAAGCUUAAGACGUUGGUUCUUUCGUUUAAUUCGUUAUCCGGGUCGUUGCCGGAUGAGCUCUCGGAGCUCUCGGUUAUGUCGUUUUCAGCUGAGAACAACCAGCUUUCUGGCCCGUUGCCGCGGUGGAUUGGGAAAUGGGAUCGGGUUAAUUCGCUGUUGUUGUCGGGUAAUCGGUUUACGGGUCGAAUACCACGGGAGAUUGGUAAUUGUUCACAGCUUAGUGUUGUUGGUUUAAGUAACAACUUGUUAACAGGUUCUGUUCCUAAGGAGAUAUGCAAUGCGGUUUCGUUGACCGAGAUUGACCUCGAGAGUAACCUCCUUUCGGGUUCGAUUCACGACACGUUUGUUGGUUGUGGUAACAUUUCGCAGUUGAUAUUGUCGGAUAACCAGAUUGUCGGGUCUGUACCCGGGUACUUCGCGGAUCUUCCAUUGAUGGUUCUUGAUCUUGAUUCGAAUAACUUAACGGGUCGAAUACCUGCGAGUUUAUGGAACUCGGCUAAUCUGCUGGAAUUCUCUGCUGCAAAUAAUAUGUUAGAAGGUAAUCUGAUUCCAGACAUUGGAAAUUCUGUGAUGUUGGAAAGGCUGAUUCUCGGUAACAAUCGGUUGACCGGAGAAAUCCCGAAGGAGAUCGGAAAACUAACGUCGCUCUCCGUUCUUAACUUGAAUUCCAAUCGGUUCGGUGGUUCUAUUCCGGUCGAACUCGGGAACUGCAUUUCUCUUACCACAUUAGACCUCGGUGACAACACGUUUAACGGGUCAAUCCCGGAGGAAAUCUCCGGUUUGCCGGAAUUACAAUGCUUGGUUCUUUCAAACAACAAUCUGUCCGGGUCAAUUCCGUCAUCGAGAAAGUCAAAGUACUUCCGGCAAGUAAGCAUUCCAGAUUCGAGUUUUGUUCAGCACCAUGGGCUGUAUGAUCUUUCCAACAACCGGUUAACAGGUUUGAUUCCCGAUGAGCUCGGGAACUGUUUGGUUAUCGUGGAUCUUUUGCUCAACGGUAACUAUCUUUCCGGUAAAAUCCCGAAAUCGUUAGCCAAGUUAACCAACCUCACCACCUUAGAUUUAUCCGGAAACCUAUUUUCCGGCAAGAUACCGGCGGAAUUAGGUGGUUCAUCGAAGCUGCAAGGGCUGUAUUUGGGAAAUAACAACCUCACUGGUGCCAUACCGGACAAACUAGGUCAACUCAGCGGUUUAGUGAAGCUUAAUUUGACCGGGAAUAAGCUUUCAGGCUCGAUACCCACCACAUUCGGGUUAUUAACCGGGUUGACCCAUUUGGAUUUAAGCAAUAAUCAACUCGAUGGCGAACUACCUUCCAACCUUAAAGAAAUGGUGAGUCUAGUCGGGUUUUUCGUCCAGGAAAACAAGAUCUCCGGUCGAAUAAACGAGUUGUUUCCCGAUUACGUCGCGUGGCGGAUCGAGAUAAUGAAUUUUAGUUUUAACUCGUUUGUCGGUGAGUUACCUCUUUCGUUAGGGAAUAUGUCAUUCCUCACUUCUUUGGAUAUCCACGGGAAUGGAUUCACAGGCGCGAUUCCUUCGGAACUCGGGAAUCUAGUGGAGCUGGAGUACGUAGAUUUCUCGAACAACAAGUUAACGGGACGGAUACCCGACAAAUUAUGCGGUAUUUCGAGUUUAAAUUUCAUGAAUUUGGACGGAAAUGAAUUACAAGGCCCGGUUCCGAGGAAUGGAAUCUGUAGCAACGUUUCGAGAAUUUCGGUAUCGGGGAAUAAAGAUUUGUGUGGCGGGAUUCUCGGAAUGCAAUGUCCGGUUCAAAGAUUCAAGAAACGAUCGAAAUUUGUAAACAUUUGGGCUUUGACUUCGAUCGUGAUUGGAACCAUACUGAUAACAAUCUUAAUUUUCGCAAAGGUAUGGAUGAACAGAAUCAAGAAGACGGAAGAUUGUGCAGAUAAUGAUACCCGCAAGUUAAACAACAGCCGACUUGAUCAAAAUCUGUAUUUGUUGAGUAGCAGCAGAUCGAAAGAGCCAUUAAGCAUUAAUAUAGCCAUGUUUGAACAACCGCUUUUGAGGUUGACUUUAGUUGACAUUCUAGAAGCCACUGAUAACUUCAGUAAAUCCAACAUCGUCGGAGACGGUGGAUUCGGAACCGUUUACAAAGCCCAAUUAUCAGACGGGAAAACCGUGGCGGUCAAGAAAUUAAACAAAUCGAAAACGCAAGGUCAACGUGAGUUCUUGGCGGAAAUGGAAACGCUAGGGAAAGUCAAACAUCGGAAUCUUGUUUCGUUACUCGGUUACUGCUCGUUUGGGGAUGAGAAACUGCUGGUUUACGAGUAUAUGGUUAAUGGGAGUUUGGAUCUUUGGUUAAGAAACCGAACCGCAGGUUUGGGAAUCUUGGGUUGGACCAAACGGUUCAAGAUUGCGGUCGGUGCGGCUCGUGGGUUAGCCUUUCUGCACCACGGGUUCAUUCCGCAUAUUAUUCAUCGCGACAUCAAGGCGAGUAACAUUUUACUCGACCAAGAUUUCGAACCGAAAGUUGCCGACUUCGGUCUGGCGCGAUUAAUAAGUGCGUGUGAGACCCAUGUGAGCACGGAUCUAGCCGGGACAUUCGGUUACAUCCCACCCGAGUAUGGUCAAAGCUGGCGGUCAACAACUCGUGGCGAUGUUUAUAGCUUUGGUGUGAUCCUUCUUGAGUUGGUGACGGGAAAAGAGCCCACUGGGCCCGAGUUUAAAGACAUCGAAGGCGGGAAUCUGGCAGGGUGGGUGAUCCAGAAGAUUAAAAAAGGUCGUAUUGUCGAUGUGCUUGAUCCGACGGUUGUGAACGCAGAUUCGAAACAAGCGAUGUUGAAAACCAUCCAGAUUGCUGCCAUUUGCCUUUCGGAAAAUCCGGCUAGUCGGCCCUCCAUGCUUCAUGUGCUCAAGUUCUUGAAAGCAAUAAAAAAUGAGUUCUUGUGAUGUUUUUUUUUCUAGAAGUAACAGUGUAAAGAGGGUAGAUUUGUGAAAUCAGGCAAUGCCUAUGUACCUUUAACAAGAAGUUGGAUGUUUCAAUAAUCCUCCAGAAUUUGAAUGUUCAACUUGUAACUUGUGCU